Molecule: messenger RNA, 288 nt
Organism: Trichosporon asahii var. asahii CBS 2479
Lineage: Eukaryota; Fungi; Basidiomycota; Tremellomycetes; Trichosporonales; Trichosporonaceae
Exons: 2
Coding region: 1-288 (95 amino acids)
Biological process (GO): protein insertion into mitochondrial outer membrane; mitochondrial outer membrane translocase complex assembly
Cellular component (GO): mitochondrial outer membrane
Source: RefSeq, a predicted model, not a curated record
AUGCCUAUCGAGUGGCCCUCCGCGAGCCCCCCCAGCGUAGACGGCAGCGACGACGACUCGCUCUCCUACCCCUCGAGCGAGGCCUCCUUCGACUCUGACGAUCAGCACGCCCUCAUCCAGGAGGAGUGGGAGGAGAGCAUGCGCCAGCUCGAGAUGGUGUUCAGCGUCAUCCUCCUCCCCUUCCUCGGCAAGUGGUGGGGACGCAAGUUUGCCUUCUGGGCCUUCGACCGGUACAAGACGCUCGGCUGGACGCGACAGUUCUUCGGCCUCGCCGCCAGCACAUAUUAG